AUGUCUACACUAGUUUCCGUAGCCUUCAUUAGGGUGGCGGCGUCCGAUCUUCCCAUCUCGGACCAUCGCCAUGAUCGAUCAUGGCUGCGUAACGUAUCCUUCAUGCUGCGCUGGUGUAGCCCAGAACCGAGCUUGAUCUUAGGGGUUUCGAAGCUUAGGUUACAAUUGCGGAAACCUCAAUCGUGGUCACCUGAUGCCUUUGAGCGAACCGGUUUAUCAGAGUCGUUCGCUACAGUAGCCACGGAACUUUUAGAAGAAUGUCAGGCAUAUGUUACAGAGGAUACUAAUUUUGACGUUCCAUUAGUCAUCAAACCCAUGCUUGUUUCAAUGGAAUUUAACGAAAAAUAUCACAUCAAAAAUGCUGUGGAAGUUGAAGAAGAUGCUUCCGAUGAUGCCGACAUGGACCUGAUGGGCGAACACCUCGACGGCGAACUACAAGAAGCAGUCAAAUCCCCUAGCCAUCUCUCUAUGGCACAACUUCUACGCAAACUGAGUGAUGGGAUGUUUGUGUAUGACGGAACGACGGUUUGGAUGUUUAGGGAUGGGUGGCAACCUAUAUCGGAACACUGCGAGAUUGUCCGACAAUUUAUGGUCAAGCACAUGAACCCCAUCUGGGACGAACGCAUCAGAAUUUUCUUAGAUUUGCUCUCCAAAGUGGACCCCGAUUCCAAAAAGGCCUAUAAGUACAAACGCUGCUUGGAAACAGAGAACUUCGCAAAAUCACUGCUGACUACCAACUCUCACAUCACAUCCAUCAUUUCCUGUUUCAAGUGUGAAGUAUACAAUGCUACUUUUCUGCAAAGAUGUGAUAAGGACCCUUUGAAGAUUGGAUGCAAUAAUGGCUAUGUGGACCUUGUGGAUGGGAAGUUGAAACCAUAUAGCAAGGAUGUGCUUAUAACAAAGACAGUAGGCUACGAUUAUUUUUCUACCGAAAACGAUGUUUCUGCCAAAUUGCGCAACGAUUGGCUUGAAUUUGUUACUCGUCUCUUCCCUGUGGAGGAGGAGCGCAAUAUUGCCCACAUAUACGCUGGAUAUUGCCUCCGUGGUGACCAUCCGGAGAAAAUUUUCCGCGUCCUGAAGGACAAAAUCGAUGGUAACAAUGGCAAGACAAAGUUUGCGCAGGCUUUGGAAAUAGCCUUUGGCGGGUAUGCAAAGCAGGGAAAUGCCGAACAUAUAUAUCGUUCCACCAGGCAUUCCAAUCAGAAUGGUCAUAAUGCUGCAAUAUUUGCAUAUGCUGGAUACUUGCUCGCAAUCUUCGAAGAGAUGGACGAGCACAAGACACUUGAUACCAAAAGAGCCAAAAAGAACCAUGGGGGGAAUGCAAGCGAAACUGGCUGA
This is a messenger RNA of Spizellomyces punctatus DAOM BR117, 1338 nucleotides long. RefSeq lists its product as uncharacterized. The record is from RefSeq and is a predicted model, not a curated record. The transcript has a single exon. NCBI's taxonomy places the organism in Eukaryota, Fungi, Chytridiomycota, Chytridiomycetes, Spizellomycetales, Spizellomycetaceae. Bases 1 to 1338 code for a protein of 445 amino acids.